CCUGGCGCGCGCACGUACACGGCAGCCGGGCCGGGGACGCUGUCGGCAGCAGUGGUCCCGGGGUGAGAGCGGCCGGGUCUCCCCGAGGGCACCGCCGGCCGCCCCGCCCCGUCCCGCCCCGCCCCCUCGAGCCCGCUGAGCCCGGCGCUCCGUGGGCUGCGAAGUUCCUCCGCGCGAGUCCGCCCAGGCAGUGCCCCGGCUUCUGCUCGUCUCGGCUCCGCUGGGGCUCCCAACGGCCGUGACCGCAGCCCCGGGGGCUCCCGGCCGCCAGUCCCGCGCGCAUCUCGGGACCCAACGCCCCGCGCCCCCAGACUGCCCGGGCUCCCCGCGCGCCUUCCCGCCGCCGAGUCUGGUGGCCGCCUCCGGUGCGCCCGCGCUCUCCCUCCACCUCCUCCUCCUCCUCCUCCAGGGCUCCUGUCCUUCGCCGGCGUCACCCCACCAUGGCUCGUGGCCCCGCUCGGACCGGUCCGAGGCCGGAGCCCCCGCUGCUACCGCUGCUGCCGCUGUUUCUGCUGCUGCUCCGGGACGCAGGCGGCAGCCACACAGCCCCUGCCUGGUCCGCGGCCUCCGAUGGCCUGCGAGGGGACGAGGACCCGCAGCCGUCCCCGGGGGACGCGACCGCCGCACUGGGUCCUGGCGCCCAGGACAUGGUCGCUGUCCACAUGCUUCGGCUUUAUGAGAAGUACAGCCGGCGGGGCGCACGGCCUGGAGCUGGCAACACGGUGCGCAGCUUCCGUGCCCGGCUGGACGUGGUCGACCAGAAGGCCGUGUAUGUCUUCAAUCUGACGUCCAUGCAGGAUUCGGAGAUGAUCCUCACGGCCACCUUUCACUUCUACCUGGAGCCGCAGCGGCGGUGGCCCCCGGCGCGCGGGCUGGCCGCAGGCCCGCCCGCGCGCCCGCACCUGCUCCUCCGCAGCCUCCCGCACAACGCGGCCACGCAGGGGCUGCUCCGCGCUGCCCUGGCCCUGGCGCCGCCGCCGCCGCCGCGCGGCCUAUGGCAGGCCCGGGACAUCUCAGCCGUGGUCCAGGCGGCCCGCAGAGACGGCGAGCUGCUCCUGUCCGCUCAGCUCGACCCCGGGGACAAGAGCCCAGGACUGCACAGGCCCGGCGCCCAUGCGCCCUACAUCCUCGUCUACGCCAACGAUCUGGCCAUCUCGGAGCCAAACAGCGUGGCCGUGACCCUGCAGCGAUACGACCCCUUCCAGACCGGGGACCCCGAGCCGCGCCCGGCCCCCAACGGCUCCAGCGACCCCCGCGUGCGCCGGGCGGCCGCGCAGGCCUCCGGGCCUCUGCACGACAACGAACUGCCCGGGCUGCACGAGAGGCGGGCGCCGGCCGUGGCUCACGGCCCGCGUCACCACAAGCACGAGCUGUGGCCGGGCCCCUUGCGAGCGCUGAGGCCAAGGCCGGGGCGCAGGGACCGGCGCAGGAAGGGCCCGGAGCUGUUCGCCGCCUCCGCCGCCUCCUCGCAGGUGCUGGACUUCGACGAGAAAACGAUGCAGAAAGCCCGCAGGAGGCAGUGGGAUGAGCCCCGGGUCUGCUCCCGGAGGUACCUGAAGGUGGACUUCGCAGACAUCGGCUGGAACGAGUGGAUCAUCUCACCCAAGGCCUUCGAUGCCUACUACUGUGCGGGCGCCUGCGAGUUCCCCAUGCCCAAGGUUGUCCGCCCGUCCAACCACGCCACCAUCCAGAGCAUCGUCAGGGCCGUGGGUGUGGUGCCCGGCGUGCCGGGGCCCUGCUGCGUCCCCGACAAGAUGAGCUCCCUCGGGGUGCUGUUCCUGGACGAGAGUCGGAACGUGGUUCUGAAGGUGUACCCCAACAUGUCCGUGGAGACCUGCGCCUGCCGCUAAGACCCCUGCAGCAUGGCUUCAGGAAGCUGGGGCUGCAGCCGUAGGCACGGGACCAAGUGGGGCCGGGGCCACAGAGGGGCCGGGACUCUGUCCUGGGGGCGUUCCGUGCUGCGGACUUGGUCCCGUCCUUUCUGCUCACCUGCUGGAGGUGGCCGUGUCCACAGGGCUGGCCUCUUGUGGUCAGCACCUCAUAAGGAGGAGGAGGAGGACUCUCACUCCCUUCCCGCGUGGGAGCAUCUCUGGGGGACGUGCGAUUUGGGCCACAACGCGGUGACUCUGGACAUCCCAGCUCACAGUGGGGGGGGGGUGUCUCCACUUUUAGCCCUACCGCGGAAGCUCCUAUACACCCAGUAUGCACCUGUAACCCAUACCUGGCCCGUGUUUCUUAAUAUAUAUUUUUAUUGUAAAGCAAAAAGGAGGGGGCUGACCCCGGUUCUCCACAGACGUAUUCGCGCUGAUGAAGUGGGUUGUUGAAACAUGCCACGUGCCUACUAAAAAGUAACCGAGAUGUUAUAUUUUUGUAAAUUCUACUUUCUAUGCUGUAGAUGCUGUACGUUAUGUGUUUUUAUGAAAAGCUAAUAAAUUAAAGAUACAGUGGUAUCUUGAAAGACCCUCA
Messenger RNA from Oryctolagus cuniculus (rabbit), 2466 nucleotides. RefSeq names its product growth differentiation factor 10 (gene GDF10). Gene Ontology annotation, molecular function: growth factor activity; cytokine activity. The record is from RefSeq and is a predicted model, not a curated record. Gene Ontology annotation, biological process: osteoblast differentiation; positive regulation of osteoblast differentiation. Gene Ontology annotation, cellular component: extracellular region. Lineage: Eukaryota; Metazoa; Chordata; Mammalia; Lagomorpha; Leporidae.